AUGGGGAAAGUACUUUCGAAAAUUAUGAAAAAAUUAUCAGCCGAUGGCCCAAAACGAAUACUUAUGCUUGGCUUAGAUAAUGCAGGUAAAACAACAAUACUUUAUCGAAUGAAACGUACAGAAGAUUUUCAUACUGUACCAACAAUUGGUUUUAAUGUUGAAACAAUAUCACCAUGUCGUGGAAUUUCUUUAACUGUUUGGGAUGUUGGUGGUCAAGAUCAUUUAAGAACCUUAUGGCAUCAUUAUUUUGAUAAUGUUGAUGGGCUUGUAUUUGUUAUUGAUUCAACUGAUAGUCGUCGUCUUCAUUUAGCUCGAGCUGAAUUAGAAGGAAUCUAUCAACAUGAAGCUAUGAAAGAUGUUCCAUUAAUUGUUUUAGCUAAUAAACAAGAUAAUGAUGAUGCUUUACCAGCUGAACAUAUAGCUCGCAAAUUAAAUUUAAUAGAAUGGCCUGAAGAUUCUUAUUAUAUUAUUCCAUGUUGUGGAUUAAGUGGAAAGGGUAUAACAGAUGCAUUUACUACAUUAGCACAAAUGAUACGUGCACGGCAAAAAUCACAUCGAUUAGGCCUCGUUUAA
Molecule: messenger RNA, 573 nt
Organism: Adineta steineri
Lineage: Eukaryota; Metazoa; Rotifera; Eurotatoria; Adinetida; Adinetidae
Source: the annotation of a GenBank genome assembly